Messenger RNA from Aplosporella prunicola CBS 121167, 1622 nucleotides. RefSeq lists its product as uncharacterized. The record is from RefSeq and is a predicted model, not a curated record. Bases 47 to 1267 code for a protein of 406 amino acids. Gene Ontology annotation, molecular function: NAD+ binding. Lineage: Eukaryota; Fungi; Ascomycota; Dothideomycetes; Botryosphaeriales; Aplosporellaceae. The transcript has 2 exons.
CAGCAACAACCUACCUACCGCAUUACCAUGCCUCCCUUAAGCAGCCAUGCCAUUAAUGCGCAUUCCGUACACUGACCCGCUCCCAGCACCUCGCAUCCUCCCACGCAGCGCGUCGAGCGUCUCGGGGGCCAUCACAGCACUGACGACGUUCCUGACCGCGGCGCCACCAGCCCACCUGGCCAGCACAAGCGCGGCGUCGGCUUCUUCACAGUCACAGCCGCCCCAUGGCAAGACGCUGCUGCUGACAGGCGCGGGGAUCUCUGUCGCUAGUGGGUUGGCAGACUAUAGGGGCACCAACGGCACGUAUACGCUCAAUAAGUCGUACAAGCCCAUCUACUUCAGCGAGUUUGUCGCUAGGCAUGAGUCCCGUAAGCGCUACUGGGCGCGCAGUUUUCUGGGCUGGACGAAUCUUGAGAAGGCUCGCCCGAAUGCUGCGCAUUGGGCUGUGAGGGAUCUCGGGGAGCUGGGGCUGGUCGGCAGGGUGAUUACGCAGAACGUCGACUCCUUCCACCUAACCGCGCACCCCUCGCUCCCAACCACCGAGCUGCACGGCUACCUGCGCGCCCUCGUCUGCCUAACCUGCCGCCACCAGUACCCGCGCGCAGAGUUCCAAGCGCGCCUCGCCGCGCUCAACCCCGCAUGGGCGGGGUUCCUGGCCGAAAUGCUUGCGGCCGGCGCGCUGAGCACGGAGAACCCGGCCGCGCGGCGCGCAAAGGGCUUGCGCACGAACCCCGACGGCGACGUCGACGUCCCCGGCGUCGACUACGCCAGCUUCCGCUACCCGGCCUGCCCCGUCUGCCUCGCGCGCAGCAACAUGGACCGCGACCGCGGCGGGCUGCGCGUCGUCGUGGACAGCGACGGCGCGUGGUGCACGGCGUCGAAUGGCGGGGUGCUGAAGCCCGCGGUGGUGAUGUUUGGGGAGUCGAUUCCUGCAGCGACGAAGGACGCGGCGGACGCGGCGGUCGAUGACGCGGGCCGCUUGCUUGUGGUCGGCAGCAGUCUGGCGACGUACUCGGCUUGGCGGCUGGUGAAGCGCGCGAGGGAGCGCGGCGUCCCCGUCGGCAUUCUUAAUGUUGGCGGGGUGAGGGGCGAGGAGGCGUUUUUUGCGGACGUGGAUGGCGGGGAGGAGGGUGCGGCGCGCGCGGUUAGGGCCGCGGAGGACGCGACCCUCGUGCUGCCUGGGGUUGUGGAGAGGGUGAGGGCAUUGAGGGGGAUGGGUGAGAGCUUGCGUCAUGCGGAUGGGGUGAGGGCUGGUGUGGGCGGGUGAGGUGGGAUGGCUGUGUGAAGUUGGGAAGGUGUAUGAGGUUGAGGAAGGCGUUAUGCGGUUGCUGGUGCGUCGGAUCAGUCAGUACGCCACAUACUGCUCCGUCACCGCCAGGCAUGAUGGGGUCGCGAUCACAUCUCGAGACUUGUCCCUGAGAGGUAGACUACCUAGACAUCUGAAGAUCUUGAUCAGAGACGGGAGAGACAUCUUACAUACAUCGCAAGCAGCGUUCUGGUUCCAGAGACAUGUCUCCCGCACCCUUCACUCUUGUCCACGACACCAUGACAGGAAUAAGGCGUGAUGUAAUGUAGGCUUAGGAGUAGGCAACAAAAAGACCUGGCGCCCUCACACGCGCGAG